This is a messenger RNA of Symsagittifera roscoffensis, 2649 nucleotides long. RefSeq lists its product as uncharacterized. The transcript has 3 exons. NCBI's taxonomy places the organism in Eukaryota, Metazoa, Xenacoelomorpha, Acoela, Convolutidae. Bases 919 to 2091 code for a protein of 390 amino acids. The record is from RefSeq and is a predicted model, not a curated record.
ACCAAAUCGACCAUUCUCUUUGUGCACCUCGGCAAACCAUUUGAGCUGACUGCAAAAAAAAACAACGCGAUAUUGAUACGAUAGCUAACAAAUAAUAACUAAUCAUAACUCACAGUCUAAAACCAAUUGCCCAAACUUCUUUGAUAAUAUCUCUAGAAAGUGUCUCGACUCCGAACAACAACAGAGCUGCAAAAUAUAAAAUCUCAAUCAAGUCACAACUCAAAUUAAAUUCGGCGUCAUUUUGGAAAUUGUUCUGAAAAACUGAUUAAAGUUUUCUUUCUGCGCCACGCGAAGUAACACCCUGUUGCGCUUAAUUGAUUUUACCUUUUAUCUUCUGUCAUAAAGCACCCCCUGUGUUUUGAAAUAUCUUCGUAUACCACAACUGAAAGCCAGAAUUUGUAACAGUUCUAUGCGCGCGAGCGGCCUGCUCCAAUAAUCUCUGCUUUUAUACCCGAUCUCAAAUUUAACUGGUUUUGAAAAAGAAUUAAAUUUGAUUCGAUAUUUCUUCAACUCUAACCUUAAACGACACCGCGCCGAGUUAUAUCAAAGCUUCUUCAAAAGUUCAUACCGGAUCAAAGUCGCCUCUUUUCCCUGUCGGCAUUUGAGGAAAAAAUAACUGUUUCUAUCAUAAAUUGUGAUUAGUAAGUCACAAUUUGGGAAUAGUUGAAGCCGUCAGUCAUUCUGCUUUUGGGUCAGCAAAUUUAGGUUCCACUUUUAAACUUAUAACCUUUUCCUCCAUUUCAUAACCUUGCUAACUGAAACCAAACUCCUGUAUCGACACCAAAUUGAAACCCAGUUUUAACUUAGAACAAAUUACUCGUUUAUCGCGGAAUUGCCAAGGCAAAUUGGGCUGUACGAAAUUAUCACUUUAAUUUCUGCCUCUCAGAUAGAUUAUCUCUGAAAACGGAGUAUUUUUUGAUGUUAGGAAAACAGUUUUGUGUCAAAAUGGUUUUUCGGGUUUCGAUAUUUCUCGUUAUCUUUUUGUGCUUAAAUGUUCAGCUUAGCGACGCUUUCAGAAGAAAAACGAUCAAGGAACACACAAAAAACGUGACCGAUUUCAACAUAAAACAACUUUUCCCCACAACUUGGGUCGAUUCAAUUCAACAAAUUUGCAGCGAAGUAUUCCAAAAUGAAAUUUUCGAGUGCAAAAACAACGUCUUUAUCAACGUCCUCACACCGCAAAAAGAUCACCGACUCACAAACACACCUGAAGGCGGCUUUAUUUUUGCAUACGCCACUUUCGCUUUCAUUUUCCAGAUUAAAAAAGCGUGCAUAGAAAACGACCUGGAGUUGGACUGCGGCUGCAACGCGUGUAGAUUGCACUACCCAGGUGUAGUGUGUGAUCAUUUAGAGAAGAGGAGUGAGCUUGAGGCGUGGGGGGGUUGUGACCCCAAAUCGAGACACGCGAUGAUGAUUCUGGAACACUUCAUGGAGAGUUAUCUGGAUGAAGUGAGAGUCAGAGACGAAGAAAGAGCACAACUUAUUGAGAGGAACAUGAAUGUGGGCAAGAAGGAAGGUCUGAAAAUGGUGCGGAAGAUAGUGAAGAUCGAAGAGGGAGCUCACUGCGACUGUCCGUACUUCUACUGUCCAGAUGAGGCGCCCGACGACUGUCUCACUCACUUUUUAAUCACUCAGGAGAGAAUUGUAGCCAACAGGUUGUUUGCACUUUACAAAGAGAGUAAAUUCGGAAUUCUGAAAAACGACUCGGUUUGGGUGACGAAAAACGAGGAGGACGACGACUACGAAAUAAUCCGAGAGAAGAAUAUAAUCUACACGCAGAAAUACGAGCCAGAUUGCGAAAAGGAAAUAAACCAGCGGACUUGUAUCGACACCCAUAUGCCACAGCAUCACAAGACCACUACUUCUCCUUCCACGACCCCCGCCGGCCACACUGCGGACCCCGGCGAAAAAAAGAAGGACCUCCCGUGCGACCAGCUGUGCGACUUUUGCAUGACAACUGCUAACUACACCAUAGAAACACAAGUCGCAAAAGUUGAAUGUCGUUGUAAAUUUGAUUUCAAUACUUAUGUUAUGAGUUGCGAAACGUGUGAUAUAAUCGAGCACAAGUGCGCAGCUCCGAAAUCUAAUUAAUCCUCUUUUCUCUGAUUAAUUUCCAAAUGCUAAUUGAUUAGUUACCUAAAUCCACUAUUUGUAUUGAAAUAAAUUCCUUUCAAAAUUGAUGUAUUAAUUGUUGAACAGUUCAAAUAGCUUUAAAUCGUCAUCAUCAUCAAAAAAUCUUCCUUCAAUCCCUCGCAAAUAAUCAAAGUGCGCUAUUGGUUCUUUUUUUCUCUUGUUAACGGUUUCGCCAAUAAGUGGUUGUUUUCAAUUGGCAAUAAAAUGUGAAUUUUAUUGAUUAGUUGGAUAAAAUUGUUUUUCUUAGAAGGGCGUUUACAGCUUUGUACGGCUUUCAGAACAAAUUGGUUUGAUCGUAAACAGUUGUCGGAAUUCCGAGUUCGAAAAAUUUCAAAUGAUUUCGACCAUAAUUGACGAAAUUUCUUAGCCGUGCAGCGCGACAGAUCUUUAUUAUUGUAAUAAUGUUGCAGUGGAUUUGUCUGAACGCAAGCCUAGUUUUAUUGUUUGACCAAAUUUACAUAAUUGUUUUUCCCUAGUUUCUAUUUACCUGAUUGAUAAAUAAAGAGUAUUUUUGUA